AUGUCGGACUCUGAAGACCUGCAGGACGUGCCGCUGCCGGCCCUCUUCCAGCGGGGCCGGGCCCUGCUGAAGCAGCUUGAGGGGCUGCCCGCCUCGGAUGCGGGCACGCAGCAGCUGGUGCAGCGGGGCGGCGCGGUCUGGCGGCAGGCGGCCGCCGCCGCCGAUGCCCUGGCCCUCUUCUCUUCCAAUGAGGAGCUGGAGGACCUGGCCACAGCCGACAUCAAGUACCUGCUCAUCCCCUUCUAUGCGGCAGAGGCGCUGACCCACACGCACGCAGCCGACCCCCGCGCUCGCAUCGCCGCGCUGACCAGCGCCGCCGAGCAGUACAGGGCGUUCCUGCACCGCUGCCGUCAGUACGGCCUGCUCAGCCCGCCGGCCACAGCGAUGGCAGAUGCGGCGCUGCAGCAGGGCGAUGGGGGCGGCGACCACGGCAGCAAGCAGCAGGGGCGCACGCUGGAUGCCGCCACCCUGCGCCAGAACAAGAUUGAAAAGUUCAAGAGGGAGAAAUACGUCAAGGGCCGGCUGGCGGAGCUGGAGCAGCGGCAGCGGCAGCAGGCGGGGGCAGGAGAGGGGGAGCAUGCGGGGGGGCAGCGGGGCGGGGAUGCCGAGGAGGCGGAUCGGGAGCUGUGGAUGCUGCAGGCCGACCUGGCAGCACUGCAGGCUGCUGAGCGCAUGGGCACACUGCAGCAGGAGGUGCAGAUACUGGCGCACGCGGCCGCCAUGCCCGAGCAGCAGCGGCAGCGGGAGCGGGAGCAGCGGCAGCAGGCGGGGCCGCCGCCGGACCUGCUGCGCCAGCUGCACGCGGCGGCCGGCGGCCUGGCCGGCGCUGGCGCGCGGCGUGAGCAGCUGGCUGCAGGGGUGUUCCGGCCUGGGCAUGUGCAGCCCACGAUGAGCGUGGAGCAGUUUGGGGAGCUGGAGAUGGUGGAGCAGCAGCGGCGGGAGGCGGCGGCCAAGGAGCGGCACGAGCGGCAGCAGGCGGCGCGGCGGGCGGAGGACGUUGAGGAGGAGCAGGUGCAGCAGCAGCGGGCAUGGGAUGAUUUCAAAGAUGACAAUCCGCGCGGCUGGGGCAACUCCAAGCUGCGCCCCUGCAGCUAG
Molecule: messenger RNA, 1095 nt
Organism: Chlorella variabilis
Lineage: Eukaryota; Viridiplantae; Chlorophyta; Trebouxiophyceae; Chlorellales; Chlorellaceae
Exons: 7
Coding region: 1-1095 (364 amino acids)
Biological process (GO): regulation of signal transduction; regulation of dephosphorylation
Cellular component (GO): cytosol
Molecular function (GO): protein phosphatase 2A binding
Source: RefSeq, a predicted model, not a curated record